Molecule: messenger RNA, 1867 nt
Organism: Pelecanus crispus (Dalmatian pelican)
Lineage: Eukaryota; Metazoa; Chordata; Aves; Pelecaniformes; Pelecanidae
Source: RefSeq, a predicted model, not a curated record
AUGGGAGAUGAAUGUGGCCCGGGUGGCAUCCAGACGCGAGCCGUGUGGUGUGCCCACGUGGAGGGCUGGACCACACUGCCCACGAACUGCAAGCAGCCGGAUCGGCCGGACAACCAGCAGAGCUGUUUUCGGGUCUGUGACUGGCACAAGGAGCUAUACGACUGGCAGAUCGGCAGCUGGAACCAGUGCCGGCCCGUCCUCUCCCGGAGCCACGAGAAGCCCCUGGAGUGCCUCAGAGGGGAAGAAGGGAUCCAGACAAGGGACAUCACCUGUAUCCAGAAGUCCAACGGGGUGCCAGCUGAGGAUGUCAUCUGUGAGUACUUUGAGCCGAAGCCCCGCCAGGAGCAGGCGUGCCUCAUCCCGUGCCGGCAGGACUGCAUCGUGGCCGAAUUUGCCGCGUGGUCGGAGUGCUCCAAGACCUGCGGCAACGGGCUUCAGCAUCGAACUCGGCACGUUGUGGCUCCACCGCAGUUCGGUGGGUCUGCUUGUCCUAACCUCACCGAGUUUCAGAUCUGUCAGUCUAGCCCGUGCACUGCUGAAGAAAGCCUCUACAGCCUAAACGUGGGACCCUGGAGUGCAUGCUCAGUGCCCCAUUCAAGACAAAUAAGGCAAGCGAGGAAACGAGGGAAGAACAAAGACAAGGAGAAGGACAGAGAAAAGGCAGUUCGGGAUCCUGAGGCUCGUGAGUUAAUUAAGAAGAAGAGGAAUCGAAACAGACAGAAUAGACAGGAGAACAAAUAUUGGGACAUACAAAUUGGGUACCAAACCAGGCAGGUGACAUGCACUCACAGAAAUGGGAAAACUGCUGCUCUGAGCUUCUGCAAACAAGACAAGUUGCCCAUUACGUUCCAGUCCUGUGUGAUCACAAAGGAGUGCCAGGUGUCAGAGUGGUCAGAAUGGACCCCCUGCUCCAAAACCUGCUUUGACAUGACAACCCCUAAAGGGAAUCGUACAAGAUCACGGACCAUUAAACAGCUCCCUAUCGGCAGUGAAAGUGAAUGCCCGCAAUUAGAAGAAACAGAGCAGUGUGUUUCUCAAGGAGAUGGUGUGGCACCAUGCAUUACGUAUGGUUGGCGGACCACAGAGUGGACAGAAUGCCGUGUCGAUCCUCUCCUUAGCCAACAGGACAAGAGGCGAGGAAAUCAGACAGCGCUGUGCGGAGGUGGCAUUCAAACCCGGGAAACGUACUGCGUGCAAGCUAAUGAAAAUCUCCUCUCCUAUUUAAAUACCCUCAAGGAUAAAGAAGAAAGUCAGUCACAGAGCAAGUCGAAGGCUAGUGCUGCACCUCUGCUAUCGAUCACUUUUGAAAUAACAGCCUCGAGGCCGGUGGACCGUACGCUGUGUACGGGACCUCUUCCCAGCACCUCCCAGCUGUGCCAUAUACCCUGUCCUACAGAGUGUGAGACCUCGGCAUGGUCAGCCUGGGGACCAUGCACCUAUGAAAGCUGUGAUGACCCUCAGGCCAAGAAGGGCUUUAAACUAAGGAAACGGCGCAUCACUAACGAGCCUACGGGAGGAACGGGAAACUGCCCUCACCUGCUGGAAGCCAUCCCAUGUGAAGAGCCCUCCUGCUAUGACUGGCGAAUCGUGGGGCUGGAGGAGUGCAUUCCUGACAAUGAGAAGCCAUGUGGCCCUGGUACGCAGGUUCCUGUAGUCGUUUGCAUCAACAGUGAUGGAGAAGAGGUUGACAGACAGCUGUGUAGAGAUGCUAUCUACCCAAUCCCGGUUGUCUGCGAAGCUCCAUGCCCAAAGAACUGUGUGCUCAGCAUGUGGUCCGCAUGGUCCUCCUGCUCACACACCUGCUCCGGCAAAACCACAGAAGGGAAGCAGAUGCGUGCCCGCUCCAUUCUGGCGUAUGCAGGUGAAG